Messenger RNA from Dendrobium catenatum, 381 nucleotides. RefSeq names its product zinc finger protein STAMENLESS 1-like. The record is from RefSeq and is a predicted model, not a curated record. Lineage: Eukaryota; Viridiplantae; Streptophyta; Magnoliopsida; Asparagales; Orchidaceae. Gene Ontology annotation, molecular function: DNA-binding transcription factor activity. The transcript is spliced from 5 exons. The coding region runs from base 1 to 381 and encodes 126 amino acids.
AUGAGCUCCAUGAGCAUCAAAAGACAGCAAAGGAGGCCGGAAGAGAGCCCGCUCGACCUCAAUAACUUACCCGAAGAGUACGGCAAGCAAGCUGUGGAAGAGAGCUCCACCACCACCGCAGCCUCCACUGAAACUGCUAGGUUCAAGAAGAAAAAAAAUGGAGGCAAGGAUGAGAGUGGGAAGAUUUAUGAGUGCCGGUUUUGCUCGCUAAAGUUCUGUAAAUCACAAGCUUUGGGUGGCCAUAUGAACCGGCAUAGACAGGAGCGGGAGACAGAAACACUCAACCGAGCUCGUCAACUUGUGUACAGCAACGAAGGUCUCUCUGCAGGAGUUCACUUAGGGUAUUUCAGUGUUCAUAAGGAAUAUUGUAUGCAUCCUUAA